Entelurus aequoreus (snake pipefish) is the source of this 5484-nucleotide messenger RNA. RefSeq names its product calcineurin-like phosphoesterase domain containing 1 (gene cpped1). The coding region runs from base 124 to 1065 and encodes 313 amino acids. The record is from RefSeq and is a predicted model, not a curated record. The transcript has 6 exons. Gene Ontology annotation, molecular function: hydrolase activity. Lineage: Eukaryota; Metazoa; Chordata; Actinopteri; Syngnathiformes; Syngnathidae.
UCACCGAUAUGAUCGUCACCGGGUUAGCUUUAGCAGCUUGAGCAACAACAACUGUGACAGGACAGGAGGCUGCCUGGCGGCGCAGUAGCUAGCGACACAGACGUGAAACAGUCUACGAACACUAUGGCUCAAGCGGAGGAUAUAUUUCUCAGGGCGAAGCAUCGAACAUUCCGUGGACUUACUGAAGAUAUUGAGCAUGAGUGGACCGGCCCCUUCUACUUCAUUCAGGCUGCAGACCCCCAGCUUGGCCUGAUGAAGGCCUGGAGAGAGGGUGACUGCGAUAGUGGAGGAGAUGAAUGGACAGAGGAAGUUGAUCUCACCAAACAAGCGGUGGCGGCCAUGAAUCAGCUUCGACCUCGGCCAAGGUUUAUGGUGCUGUGUGGAGACCUGGUGCACGCCAUGCCAGGCACCAUUUUUAGAGAUGAUCAGGAGCGAGACCUAAAGAUGUCAUUGAGUGGGACAGACCCUUCCAUUCCACUAGUAUUUGUCAGUGGCAAUCAUGACCUUGGAAACACCCCCACCCCAAAAACAGUGGCACAGUACUGCAGUGCAUGGGGUGAUGACUAUUUCAGCUUUUGGGUGGGUGGAGUUCUCUUCCUGGUUUUAAACUCUCAAUUGUUCUACGAUGCUUCAGCCUGUCCUCAGUUGAAGGAGUCCCAGGAAACAUGGCUUGAAGAGCAGCUGAGCAAAAUGUCAUAUUCCUCAAGUACGGCACCGAAACACAUCAUAGUGUUUCAGCACAUUCCUCUGUAUAUAAAGAACCAUGAUGAGGAAGAUGGCUACUUCAACUUGCAGAGGGAAGUCAGGCAAAAACUGAUUGACAGAUUUAAAAAAGCUGGGGUGAAGGCGGUCUUCUCUGGCCACUAUCACAGAAAUGCAGGCGGCUGCGACGACGGCCUCGACAUGGUCGUGAGCUCCGCCAUCGGCUGCCAGCUGGGCGAGGACACCCACGGCGUCAGGGUGGUGGUCGUGACUGCUGAUCAUGUGAUCCAUCGUUACCACACCUUGGAUCAAAUGCAAAAAGAAGGGAUGGAUGAGGACCUCAGAAAGCUCCUACAAGCCUGAUGAUCUUUAAGGUCAUUUUUUUGUGUAAAUGGGAUUUUUUUAAUUAAGACUUACCAGUUUAAAAACACAUUAUAUGACAGUGGAACCUCUAAUGUCGAACCCAAGCCAUUCCAGAACUCUGGUUGACUUUAUAUAUGUUCAGAUUGCAUUGUUUUCAGUUCAUACAUACUAAAAUACUCCGCUGUUGCUUUUUCUAAUAGAAAUUAGCGUACAGUUAGAACUUGUAUCUGUCAGUAGACUCCAUAUGGAAGCGCUAAAAACUACAACAUGGCUGACAGGGUGGAGACGCAGUCAAAGGGGGCUUGGCCUGAAGGAGGGCAUCGGUACGUAAACAAGACCGCCCACAAAACGACACAUUCUGGAGAGACAAUCAUAAAGCAGUUUGAAAAUGGUCUGUAAAAAAUAAGCUAUGCAAAAUGUGGACCAAAGAACCACUAUUACAUGUUAUGUAGACCAGUGUUUCUUAACCAUAGGGCCAGGGCCCAUUGUUGGGUCGUGAGCGCCCUCUAGAGGGCCGCCAAAAAAAUAUCGGUUUCUCAGCCGUGCUAUGUUCUUAGUUGUAAUACACUUUUCCACCCCUUGUGGCAGUAAUGACAUUAUCAAACAAACAGAAGAAGUCUGAAGCUGAAGUUUGAGAAGUUUCUUAAGCGCUAACAAUUUGACUAAACUGGUGAAUUGAUUUACGUGGACCCCAACUUAAACGAGUUGAAAAACUUAUUCGGGUGUUACCAUUUAGUGGUCAAUUGUACAGAAUAUGUACUGAACUGUGAAAUCUACUAAUAAAAGUUUCAAUCAAUCAAUCAAUCAAUCAAAGCUGUAUUUUCAUUUACACUUCAACUUUAUUGACAAAUUAGUUAAGAAACAUGUUUUACUAUUAAUUUAGUGAAUUUAUUUUAGCACUACAUAAUUGUAAGUAAAAUAACUUUUUUCUCAGUCAUUUAUGAGUCCCUUCCUUUGCAGUAUAUUUGGUUAGUACUUGUUUUUAUAAUCAGCUUGACUUAAGCCUAAGGUUUAUGUGUUAAAUGCAACAUAAUAUGUUGGUUUCCUAUCAUUUGACAAGGUGGUAAACUACAAGUAGGUUAGAUAUAAUUAUUGAAUAUGUAUAAAAUCAAGAGUACGAUUACUAAUUCAGUGUUAAUAUUUGAGUGAGACCGGGGCCCCUCUGUGGUGGAAAAGUUGUACCCCGGGGUCAAAAAGGUUAAAAACCCCUGAUGUAGACCAUGAAGAAGUGUUUUAAAUGUACAAAACCCAAAACCAGUAAAGUUGGCUCAAUGUCUAAAUUGUAAAUAAAAACAGAAUACAAGGAUUUGCAAAUCCAUUUCAACUUAUAUUCAAUUGAAUAGACUACAAAGACAAGAUACUUAACAUUCGAACUGGUAAACGUUGUUAUUUUUUGCAAAUAUUAGCUCAUUUGGAAUUUGUUGCCUGCAACAUGUUUCAAAAAAGCUGGCACAAGUGCCAAAAAAGACUGAGAACAUUGAGGAAUGUUCAUCAAACACUUAUUUUGAACAUCCCACUGGUGAACAGGCUGAUUGGGAACAGGUGGGUGUCAUGAUUGGGUAUAAAAGCAGCUUCCAUGAAACGCACAGUCAUUCACAAACAAGGAUAGGGCGAGGGUCCCCAUUUUGUGAACAAAUGCGUAGGAAAAUUGUCGAACGGUUUAAGAACUACAUUUCUCAACGAGCUAUCUCAAGGAAUGUCAGAGGAGGUUCAGAGAAUCUGGAGAAAUCAUUACACAUAAGCGGCAAGGCCGAAAACUAACAUCUAAUGCCCGUGACCUUCGAUCCCUCAGGCGUUACUGCAUCAAAAAGCGACAUCAGUGUGUAAAGGAUAUCCCCACUUGGGCUCAUGAACACUUCAGAAAACCACUGUCAGUAACUACAGUUUGUCGCUACAUCUGUAAGUGCAAGUUAAAACUCUACUAUGCAAAGCGAAAGCCAUUUAUCAACAACACCCAGAAACGCCACCGGCUUCACUGGGCCCGAGCUCAUCUAAGAUGGACUGAUGCAAAGUGGAAAAGUGUUCUGUGGACGUCGUCUUCUCCGGACCAAAGAGGAAAAGAACCAUCUGUAUUGUUAUAGGUGCAAAGUUCAAAAGCCAGCAUCUAGGAUGGUAUGAUGGUAUGGGGGUGUAUUAGUAUGAUGGUAUGGGGGUGUAUUAGUGCUCAAUGCAUGGGUAAAUUACGCAUCUGUGAAGGCACCAUUAAUACAGAAAGGUACAUACAGGUUUUAAAGCAGCAUAUGUUGCUAUCCAAGCAACGUCUUUUUCAUGGACGCCCCUGCUUAUUUCAGCAAGACAAUGCCAAGCCACAUUCUGCACGUGUUACAACAGCGUGGCUUUGUAGAGUGUGAGUACUAGACUGGCCUGCCUGUAGUCCAGACCUGUCUCCCAUUGCAAAUGUGUGGCGCAAUAUAAAGCGUAAAAUACGACAUUGGAGACCCCACACUGUUGAACAACUUAAGCUGUACAUCAAGCAAGAAUGGGAAAUAAUGAUAUCUGAAAAGCUUCAAAAAUUGGUCUCCUCAGUUCCCAAACGUUUACUGAGUGUUGUUUAGAGGAAAGGCCAUGUAACACAGUGGUGAACAUGCCCCUGUGCCAACUUUUUUGCAAUGUGUUUCUGCCAGUAAAUUCUAAGUUAACGAUUAUUUGCAAAAAAAAAAUUAGUUUCUCAGUUUGAACAUUAAAUAUCUUGUCUUUGCAGUCUAUUCAAUUGAAUAUAAGUUGGAAAGGAUUUGCAAAUCAUUGUAUUCUGUUUUUAUUUACAAUUUACACAACGUGCCAACUUCCCUGGUUUUGGGUUUUGUAGAAUAAAAACCAUAAUAUAACCCCUUUAAGACUCAAUACAGCUGCCUUUGUGCUAGGUACUUUUUCUUUAGCCACAAUUUACUGAGCAACCAAGACCACUUUCGUCACGUCAUCAAAACACAACACACACUUUUUGAGUUGGAUCCUUUAUCUGCUUACCGUGCUGAAGUGUCACAGAAAUGUGCUGAUAAAUGUUUUUGUUUGUUCUUGUAUUGUUCUACGAAUGAGCUUUGAGACUUUGGAAUGUUUGGCUUUUGAGGUUCCACUGCUGUGAAUUAUAUUUCAGAGGAGUCAAAGCACUACUCAUUCAUCACGUUAUCUCAGAACAAGCAUGUUUUUUCAUAGUUGCAAUCGUGCUGGCUUGUUUGAUCUGUUUCUGCUAUUUGCCUUUGCCACCGUUAUAUCCGCCAUCCUAUGCAAGUUAAACACAGGUGCUUUUUAUGUCAUGAUAUUGCACGUUGUUUUGCCACUAUCAAGCGCAGCUCCCUCCUGUAUCGUACACUGUUUCGCAGCACUGUAAGUGUCAGUGUUCAUGUAUGUCCCCCCCUGGUGGAACUCAUAGGAAUUGAGGAAACGCUGAAGCGACACGGAUGCAAUGUACUCGCAACACUAGCUAUCGCUGCUUCCUCUUUCCUCCUUUACCGUGUGACGACAGAAUUAUGAACAAUCGAUCCAACGUUAAUGAAAAAUCUAGAUGUAAGAAUAAUAUAUUGGUUAUUAAGUCAUCACAGAUAAUAUUAGUACUAUGCCCCCUAGGGGUAUUAGCAGAAUUUGACAAGACACAGCGCGAUCACAUCAUUGCGUUUUUUUGUCUAUGCAAUUUUUGUGACACUUACGUAAUUAAAAUGUUAGCAUUCAAAAUACAGCAGUUAAUUUAGUUACAUAAUAUUAGUGUGUGAUUGGUGGUGUUUAUCUUGCCACACUUCAAAAUCUCACCUGUCCACUUUGCAUGUUAUCAUUAAAUGCAUCAUAAAAUAGCUGGUUUCAGGCUCCUAGUGCAAAUUUAAGCCACUUUUUCCUCCAGCUUGUCUAUGUGGACGCACACACAACGUGUACAAAUGUCUCAAUUCAAUUACACACACAGAUACUCUCACAAUAACCCAGACUUACUGGUAAAUAGUUCUCAUGGCAACCCUCUCGCUACACAUCUGUGCGUCUUGGAGAGGCCGCUAAAGAGCGUGUACAGUGUACAUCUGUGUGUAUGUGCGUCUGUCCGGGGUCCGCUUAGUAUCAUAAACGAUUUUCCAUUAGUAUCACUGCUACUGCCAGAUUCUGUCACAUCCUCCCCCCCCCAAAAAAAGGUGAUGGAGAGAGAGGAAAGUGAGCAUUUGAAAGAAGUGACUAUGAGCAUAUUUUUUUGGAAGACCAUCUCUUUUGUUCCCUGCCGAAGCAAGAACUUUACAUCCUUAUCUGUAAUCAUAUUAUACAGUAGGAAGGGGAUUCAUUUAGCCCUAUUCGUCGCGGUUUACCUGACACAUGAAACGUGACAAAUUCCCUACUGUAGCACAAGUUGUAUUUAACCUGUGUAGGAGGUGUCUGCUUGGAUUGAAUGGCCAUACAGAACACCUGUGACCUGAUUGGUAGUAUUUUUCUAAUAAAUGCUGAUUUUAUCUA